GAAGGAGGGCGGCGGCGGCGGCGGCGUCGCGGGCGGCGGCGUCAUGGUCGUGCGAGCGGCGCUGGACUUCGAGGAGUGCCUGAAGGACUCGCCGCGCUUCAGGGCGGGGAUGGUCCGCUUUCUGAACUGCAGUGUAGCUGCGUGGAAAUGGGCCGAGGAGAAGCCAGGGCUGCUUUGGAAGAUGUAGAAGGGGAUGUGACAGAACUGGAGCUGAAACUCGAUAAGUUAGUGAAGCUGUGCAUUGCUAUGAUUGACACGGGGAAGGCCUUCUGUGUGGCCAACAAGCAGUUCAUGAAUGGCAUCCGGGACCUUGCCCAGUAUUCCAGCAGGGAUGCUCUGGUGGAGAACAGCUUGACAAAAUUCUCCAACAGCCUUCAAGAGAUGAUCAAUUAUCACACCAUCCUGUUUGACCAAACCCAAAGAUCAAUUAAAGCACAACUUCAGAUGUUUGUUAAAGAGGAUAUCAGAAAGUUCAAGGAUGCGAAGAAGCAGUUUGAGAAGGUCAGCGAGGAGAAGGAAAAUGCCCUUGCCAAGAACGCCCAGGUUCCCAGGACCAAGCAGCACGAAGUGGAGGAGGCUGCCAACAUCUUGACCGCCACUCGGAAGUGCUUCCGGCACAUCGCUCUGGACUACGUUCUCCAGAUUAAUGUGCUUCAGUCGAAGAGGAGAUCAGAAAUCCUAAAAUCGAUGCUGUCCUUCAUGUACGCCCACCUGGCAUUCUUCCACCAAGGCUACGACCUUUUUAGCGAACUUGGACCCUACAUGAACAACCUCGGUGCCCAGCUGGACCAGAUGGCUGCAGAUGCUGCGAAGGAGAAGCGGGAGAUGGAGCAAAAGCACUCCACCAUUCAGCAGAAGGACUUCUCCAGCGAUGACACGAAGCUGGAGUACAACGUCGAUGCAGCCAAUGGGAUCGUCAUGGAAGGCUACCUCUUCAAGCGAGCCAGCAAUGCCUUCAAGACCUGGAACAGGCGCUGGUUCUCCAUACAGAAUAACCAACUGGUCUACCAGAAAAAGUUUAAAGAUAACCCCACGGUCGUUGUGGAGGACCUGCGCCUGUGCACAGUGAAGCCCUGCGAGGACCUGGAGAGGCGCUUCUGCUUCGAGGUGGUCUCUCCCACCAAAAGCUGCAUCCUUCAGGCCGACUCGGAGAAGCUGCGGCAAGCAUGGAUCAAGGCCGUCCAGGCCAGCAUUGCCACGGCCUACCGGGAGAAAGGAGGAGACGAAGCAGAGGUGGAGAGGAAGCCGCCCCCUUCGGCAGUGAGCCCAGAAUCCAGCGGGGAGUCCAGAGAGAAGCUGCUGAAGGGCGAGAGCUCGCUCCAGAGGGUGCAGAGCAUCGCCGGCAACGCCGUGUGCUGCGACUGCGGCCUGCCGGACCCCCGGUGGGCCAGCAUCAACCUGGGCAUCACGCUGUGCAUCGAGUGCUCCGGCAUCCACAGGAGCUUGGGCGUCCAUUUCUCCAAAGUCAGAUCCUUGACGUUAGAUACAUGGGAGCCGGAGCUGCUGAAGCUGAUGUGUGAACUGGGAAAUGAUGUCAUAAACAGGGUGUAUGAAGCCAACUUGAAGAAAAUGGGAGUCCAGAAGCUCCAGCCUGGAAGCCAGAGGCAAGAGAAGGAGGAGUACAUCCGGGCCAAGUAUGUGGAAAGGAGGUUUGUGGCCAGGCCCCCCGCGGCCCCCGGAGGAGGUCCUCUGCCUCCCAGCCAAGAUGCCAAGUUGCCUGGCGGCCUCCAGCAGCCUCCGGCGGCCGCGAGCAACCAAAUGGGGGCCACCUCUCCGAAAGUGCGAAGCAACGACAGCGGAUUCCAGCACAGCGUGGACGACAGCAGGGAGCACCUGGCCGCCACCGUGUCAGUGAACACCUUAUGUGAGCCAGAGAGUGAUGCAGCCGCCGCCACAGCUUCCGCCGCUUCCCAGGACACCGGGCUGGUCCUCCCGGGGCUGCAGCUGUACCGCGCCUCCUACGAGAAGAGCCUUCCGCGGAUGGCAGAGGCCCUGGCUCACGGAGCCGACGUCAACUGGGUCAAUGCGGAGCAGAACAGGUCCACCCCUCUGAUCCAGGCCGUCCGUGGGGGCUCCUUGGUCACUUGCGAAUUCCUGCUCCAGAACGGGGCCAACGUGAACCUCAGGGACGCCCAGGGCAGGGGCCCCCUGCACCAUGCCACAGUCCUGGGGCACACCGGGCAGGUGUGUCUGUUCCUCAAGCGGGGGGCCAACCAGCACGCCACGGAUGAAGAAGGGAAAGACCCGCUGAGUGUCGCCAUAGAAGCCGCCAACGCAGAUAUCGUGACGCUAUUGCGUUUGGCGAGAAUGAAUGAAGAGAUGCGCGAGUCGGAGGGACUCUACGGCCAGCCAGGAGAUGAAACUUAUCAGGACAUAUUUCGCGACUUCUCACAAAUGGCGUCCAACAACCCCGAGAAGCUGAACCGCUUCCAGUCCUCUGAUGCGCCGAAGCCGUGAGGGGCCAGAGGGCGCUGGGCCAGCGAGACCAAAGCCGCCGCUGCCUCCCCCCCCCCCCCCGCUCUACCUGGAGCCGCACCCUCUACUUUUAUACAUAAAAGCUGCUUUAACGAC
Messenger RNA from Varanus komodoensis (Komodo dragon), 2571 nucleotides. It is a transcript of the gene ACAP2, whose product is annotated as ArfGAP with coiled-coil, ankyrin repeat and PH domains 2. Gene Ontology annotation, molecular function: GTPase activator activity; protein binding. Bases 148 to 2457 code for a protein of 769 amino acids. The record is from RefSeq and is a predicted model, not a curated record. NCBI's taxonomy places the organism in Eukaryota, Metazoa, Chordata, Lepidosauria, Squamata, Varanidae. The transcript is spliced from 24 exons. Gene Ontology annotation, cellular component: endosome membrane; cytoplasm.